CGCUACUAGGCUGCUGGCCGCUCUUGGGGCUGGCGCUGGCUAGUCCAUCCUCGGGACCUGUCUAGGAGCCAAUGGCCGCCUUCGCUACAGCUGCGCUCCGGGGACUAACGCGCUCUGUGCCCGUGCUGAGACCGAUUCUGGUGGGGCUACCACAAAGAAGCCACCACUUGACACCUGUAGAUGAUGAGCUCUUCCAGAGGACCACCAUUUCCUUGCUGGAGAAGGAUUCACCCCAUGUUAUGUACAUAGAUUCCUAUAGUCCCCGUGGCUUUACCAUCAAUGGCAACCGAGUUGUGGGGCCCUGUGCCUUAGUCCCCCAUUCUGUCAUGCAGUGGAAUGUGGGGAGCCAUCAGGAUAUCACAGAAGAGAGCUUCUCCCUUUUUUGGAUGUUAGAGCCUCGAAUUGAAAUUGUGGUGGUGGGCACUGGAGACCGCAUGGAAAAGCUACAUCCAGAGAUUUUGCAGGCUAUGAGAAAGCGGAGAAUUGCUGUUGAGGUACAAGACACGCCCAAUGCUUGUGCUACCUUCAACUUCUUGUGCAAUGAGGGCCGGGUGGCUGGUGCUGCCCUCAUUCCCCCACCUGGAGGCUCACUUGGGGCUCCAGUUCCAUCUUCACAUGUAGAAUAAACUCUCCACUCAC
Molecule: messenger RNA, 639 nt
Organism: Gracilinanus agilis (Agile Gracile Mouse Opossum)
Lineage: Eukaryota; Metazoa; Chordata; Mammalia; Didelphimorphia; Didelphidae
Gene: NDUFAF3
Product: NADH:ubiquinone oxidoreductase complex assembly factor 3
Exons: 5
Coding region: 72-626 (184 amino acids)
Biological process (GO): mitochondrial respiratory chain complex I assembly
Cellular component (GO): mitochondrial inner membrane
Source: RefSeq, a predicted model, not a curated record